Gossypium raimondii (Peruvian cotton) is the source of this 2528-nucleotide messenger RNA. RefSeq lists its product as hypothetical. The record is from RefSeq and is a predicted model, not a curated record. Bases 349 to 2199 code for a protein of 616 amino acids. Lineage: Eukaryota; Viridiplantae; Streptophyta; Magnoliopsida; Malvales; Malvaceae. The transcript has 3 exons.
UAUUAUAACAUUUUGUAACUCAAAAAAAAAAAAAACCAUUUUUGUAGCAGUGCAGGAACGUUUAGUGGUACUCCGACGAGCAAGCAACUUCACCACCAAUCUCAGCCGUCGCCGCUGCAAUCCCCUUCAACUGGGCGUCACCUCUUGAUUUUUUGAAAUCUCGCACUGCUUCACUCUUCUUUUUCGACUGUUAACUAUUAGUUUUGCUAUAAGUGUUAGAUCCUAGAUCUUCACAUUCAACCAAACUACGCCAUUGCCACCCCACACGGAGCUUUUGCUACUGUUGUACGAAGAAAGAGAUCUAUGAAUUCUCCAAAUCAGUUCCCUAAAUUCUAAUCCCAAAAGAAAAUGGGCCCUCCGAAGAAACACUUCGUCCCUUUCCUCCUCCUCCUUGCCUUCUGCGUCCUCCUCCUCCUUUACUCGCCUCGCCCAAAUUCCAUCUCUACCCAAUUCCCUCUAAAUCCCCACUCUAUCGCCAGCAGUGCCGCCACCUCUACCUCCGCCUCCUCAACCUUUUCCCUUACUAUCAAAGUCCUCACUUUUAACCGUCUCAACUCCCUCACCCGCUGCCUCACCUCCCUUUCAAAAGCCCACUACCACCCCGACCACCCAGUCCACCUCCACAUCUUCGUCGACCAUUUCCCGAACCAAACCCAAUCCGACAUCGACCUCAAACUUCAGGAGUCGCUUGGAAUUCUGCGGUUUGUCGAUGGGUUCCAGUGGAAGUGGGGUCAAAAGGUCGUUCAUUACAGAACCACCAAUGUGGGUCUUCAGGCUCAAUGGUUAGAAGCCUGGUGGCCUACUUCUGAUGAUGAGUUCGCCUUUGUUGUGGAAGAUGAUUUGGAGCUUUCACCACUGUUUUUUAAGUAUUUGAGGGCUUUGAUCUUGAAUUAUUAUUACAAUGCUUCCAAUUUUAGUCCUUUUGUUUAUGGAGCUUCCCUUCAGCGCCCAAGGUUUGUUCCAGGUAAACAUGGAAACAAGAUGCUACUGGAGAAGACCUCUGGUCUUUUCUUAUACCAACUGGUUGGAACCUGGGGCCAACUUCUCUUUCCAAAGCCUUGGAAAGAGUUUAGGUUGUGGUAUGAUGAUCACAGGGCAAAAGGCAUCAAGCCAUUUCUUGAUGGGAUGAUUUCCACGGGUUGGUACAAGAAGAUGGGAGAAAGAAUAUGGAGUCCUUGGUUCAUUAAAUUCAUUCAUUCUCGUGGCUAUUUUAAUAUCUACACAAAAUUUCCAGAUGAGAAAUCACUUAGCGUCUCCCACAGGGAUGCUGGUGUUAACUAUGGAAAAACAGCUGGGCCAGAUUCUCAACUAUUAGAUGAAAAUUCUCUUGAUUCUGAUUUUCCGGAAAUGAAAUCUUUGAGUACUAUGAAGAAGUAUGAUUUCUGUUUCAGGGAAGUAGUUUCUGGAAGAAUUGUAUGGUCCUUGAAUGAUCUUGGAUCUAUUCUUCCCUCUGUGCAGAAAAAGGAAGCUGUUCUGCUUGUCAGCCUAUUUGGGGUGUCGGAGACAGUUACUAGAAACCUUCUUUGCCACUUUGAGAGGCUAAAUAUUUGGAAUUACAUUUUCAUCGGUCCUGCAGCUGAAUUUCUGUUUCAUCUUGCUCAAGGGGGACAUCCUGUGAUUGAUGCAGAUGGAUUUCUCGAAGAUAUCAAAUCAUUCAAAUCACUGAGAAUUAAAGAGUCAAAUGCUAGGCUUAUCAAAGAGAUUCUGUUGAAGGCUUAUGUUGUCAAAAAAGGUUUAGAAUUGGGUUAUAAUACUUGGGUGGUGGAUGGAAACAUGGUUUUUAUUGAUAAUGAAUUUUUUCUUGAUCCCAUGGACAACUUUUAUGCAGGGGAGAGCUUGGACCUCUUCUAUGUCAAGAACUCACCUUCUGCUCACAAAAUUUGGACUCAUGAUUUUCUACAUGAUGUUGCAGCUAUGGUGGAUAAGAUUGCACUACCAAGUGAUACCUUAAAUUUUGCAUCUGUAAUGGCAAAACUGGUGGGACAGAAAGGAAUCAGAUUUAAGCGCAUUGAUGAGAAAAGCUUUGGCAUGAAAAUUGGUAACCAAAAUCUCAAUCAAGCAUUGGAAACUAAUAAAAAGGUGGUUUACUGGUUCAGAGAGUUAGAUAUGAAUUCGAUUCAGAAGCAUCUUCAAGAAAUGAGUCUAUGGGUCAUAGAUAAUGACUCUUCCUGCAGAGCUGUAGUUUGUCACAACUCAUAACAGUCACAGCAACCAGUUAGUAGUUUAAGCAUGACAACACAUUUGAUCACUUUUGAUAUAUGUGCUUGGAAUGAAUAUGAUUAUGCAAAAUGAGUUCCAAGAGAUUUUUUAGAGAUUCGUGUAUUCGCAAAGGGAGUUGGUGGAUCUAAACAUGUUAAGCAACAUAAACACUAGAUUGGAAUAUGUAUGAAUCUUUUAAACUGGCAAAAGGCUUUGGAAUUUUUUUGGAAUUGAUUUGUGAGUUUCCUCAAAUUCUUUAGAGGCAAUUUGGUUAAAUCUGUUUUAGAUAAAGUAAUAUAUGUGCAUAUAUUUAUUCUUCUUUCGAGUUA